Molecule: messenger RNA, 1569 nt
Organism: Heterostelium album PN500
Lineage: Eukaryota; Evosea; Eumycetozoa; Acytosteliales; Acytosteliaceae
Gene: ndrB
Product: putative protein serine/threonine kinase
Exons: 4
Coding region: 1-1569 (522 amino acids)
Biological process (GO): intracellular signal transduction; peptidyl-serine phosphorylation
Molecular function (GO): ATP binding; protein serine/threonine kinase activity
Source: RefSeq, a predicted model, not a curated record
AUGGAUGCAUCAAAAAAGAUGAAUGAAUUAAGUAUAAAAGAGAGUCAGGAGGGUGCAGAUAUAGAAGAUCCAACUGAUGACUCUGAAUACAAUGGAGAGGAAUAUGAAGAAGGUGGUGAGGAAGAUGAUUACGAUGAGGAGGAAGACGAUGUCUCUACCUUUUCAAAAGAGACAAUCGAUGCUGCUAUCGCAACAAAGGUUUCAAUUGAACAAUACUAUACAUCUUUAUUUAAAUCUCUAAAAGAAAGAGAAGAAAGACGUCUACAUCUUGAGACAAGAAUGGAAGAGUUAAGUCUAAAGGAGGAACAGAGAGCAGUAAAGAGAAGAGAACUCGAUAAGAAGGAAACUGAAUAUAUAAAAUCACGUAGAAUCAGAUUGACAGGACAUUCAUUCGAAUCGAUAAGAAUCAUUGGACGUGGUGCAUUUGGUGAGGUUCGUCUUGUAAAAAUGAAAAAGAACAACAAGGUUUUCGCAAUGAAGAAAUUGGAUAAAUCAAAGAUGAUCGAAAAACACCAAACUGUUCAUGUAAGAAGUGAAAGAGAUAUUCUUGCAGAUAAUAACAAUGUCAAUGGAAAUAAUCCAUGGAUCGUCAGUUUAUAUUAUUCAUUUCAAGAUACCAAUUAUUUGUAUUUAAUUAUGGAAUAUGUUCCGGGUGGAGAUAUGAUGACACAACUUAUAAAAUAUGAUACUUUUACAGAGGAUGCCACACGUUUCUAUAUUGCAGAGACGGUGCUUGCGCUUCAUUCUAUACACAAAAUGAGUUAUAUUCACAGGGACAUCAAGCCAGACAAUCUUUUAAUCGACUCCAAGGGUCAUAUCAAGGUCAGCGAUUUCGGUCUGUGUACGGGAUUGCAGACAAACAGAGUGCCAACACUGGCAGAGAUUUAUAAAAAGUACGAGAGCGACAGUUUGACGGAGGAGGACAAAACUAGUCUGGGAAGAGCCGCCCGUUUCGACUCUUGGAAGAGACAGCGUCGUGUGCUUGCCUACUCCAACGUCGGAACACCCGACUACACCGCACCCGAAGUUCUGAUGCAGAACGGCUACAGCGCCGAGUGCGAUUGGUGGUCAGUCGGUGUUAUCAUGUUUGAGAUGCUCGUCGGAUACCCGCCGUUCUGCUCGGAGACACAGCGUGAGACCUACCACAAGAUCAUGAACUGGAAGUACACCCUGCCCAAGAUCAUGGAGGAGGCAAAAGCAGAGGUUUCUCUCAGUCCCGAAGCACAGGACCUCAUUGAGCGUUUACUCACCGACUCGUACCGUCGUAUCGGUGCGAACGGCGCCGAGGAGAUCCAAGCGCACCCCUUCUUCAAGGGCGUCAACUGGAAGUCGCUCAGAGAAUCCACUCCACCCAUUGUACCACAACUGACAUCGCCACUCGACACAUCCAACUUUGAUCACUACGACGAGGAGCCAUCGGCCACCCAUCCCGAGCCGAUGCCAGUCUCAAAGUCAAGGAGAAAAAUCAAUUCAUUCGACAUUCCUUUCAUCGGUUAUACAUAUAGAAAUUUUGAAGCAAUGCGUGAUCAAUUUGGUACUGUUACAAGAGAUACUCUAAAUCAAUACUGA